This is a messenger RNA of Arachis ipaensis, 1110 nucleotides long. The record is from RefSeq and is a predicted model, not a curated record. Lineage: Eukaryota; Viridiplantae; Streptophyta; Magnoliopsida; Fabales; Fabaceae.
ACAAAGAGCCCUACGCUUUCUUUUCUUCACACACUCCUUCAAAACAAUGGCCUGAAUCUUCGAAGAACCCUAACAAACACUCUCAUUAUCGGCGCUCGCCCUUUCUCUUCUGCCGCAAUGCCUCCGUCGGUGCUCCCUUUUCCAGCGCUCCCACCGUCGCUAAAUUUUAUAUGAAAACUUUUGUUUCAUUUUUUGUUAAAUGACUUUUCUUCUGUAUUUAUCAUUUUUGUUUAUUUCUCUUUGGAUCUUCUGUAUUUAAUGUUUUUUACUAGAGUCCUUAUUCAGUUCGUGCACAACUUUUGUUGAAUUACUUUCCUAUUGGUCCUGGGAUUUUUUAAUCUAAACAGAACCGUUGGAAGUUGUUAUGUAGUAUAUGCGGUGUAUCUUAUGGUGCUUGCAUCCAAGUAAGUAGUUUGGCUUUUGAGCUUUCAAUAGAAGAGUACUUUAAGUAAGAAUUUUCUAGUUAGAGCACUGAAUCUCUAUUAAGGCACUAACUGAAUAAUAAAGAACAACCAGUUAGGGGUCAAAUGCACAAUCAUGUGCAUGAUUUUUUUUUCUUUUUCUUGAAAGACUCUAUGCGAGACUUAACCGUAUUUUUCUCUAUUUCAAAUAUCAAUUCUGCAGUGUUCAAACAAUUCUUGCCGAGUAGCAUAUCAUCCACUUUGUGCUCGUGCUGGGGGUCUUUGUGUUGAGGUAUUUCUCCUUUGUUCUUAUUCAAUAUACCAUGUUCUAUUGAUUACUCUGUUUGACAGCGUGUGGUGUUGGCUUUGCUACUGUUGGAGUAAACCCUACUGUUAUGGGAGUUGGCCUGGCAUUUGCUAUUCCAGUUGCAGUGAAAUCUGCUGGUCUUGAACCUUGUGACAUUGCCUUGUUUGAAAUCAAUGAGGCAUUUGCAUCUCAAUUUGUUUAUUCCUUCAAGAAAUUAGGACUUGAUCGUUACAAGGUCAAUGUAAAUGGUGGUGCUAUUGCUCUAGGUAUCCUUUGGGCGCUACAGGUGCACACUGUGUUGCAACUCUAUUGAAUGAGAUGAAAUGUCGUGGCAAUCGAUUUGGUGUAAUCUCAAUGUGCAUAAGUGAUUUCUUCUAUCGGCCUUCUUUCAUCAACUCAAAU